AUGUCAAGAGCUCAGGAGAUAAAAGAAAAGCAAGCACUACUUGCUAAAUUUCAAAAUGGGUUUAGCAGUUCCACUGCUAAGGUGCUCGGAUGGAUAGAGGAUUCUAAGACGUCAUCUAAUGAUCUAGCAAAGGAGGAUAGCAACGAAUCAAAGAAGGAAUUUUUCCAGUUGCCUGUCAUUCAAAUAGGAAGCGGUUUAUCAUUUGAGAACGCGCAAAGUACUGAUGAUACCGAUAUACAUACCAUUGGAGAGUUCAUCAAAAGUGAUAAGAAGGUCAGCUCUUUAGCCAAAAAGAAAAGAGCUACCAAGGACGUGCAACAGAGAAACAGUAUACACAGAGUGAGGAAAGACGACUCCCAGGCUAUGGUUUCGUUAAAACAUAAGAUAAGGAAUCAGGAAAGACAGAAGAUACGUAACGAGCUUCCGAGAGGCACAAAUGUUUCGAAAGACCACAGUAAAAACCAAUAUUAUACCAAAUCGACUUCAUCGCAUUCCGACUCUUCCUCGGAUGAAGAAGAUAUGGAACCUAAAGUACAAAAACAUUCCAAGAAACAAUUUGGCUUGCUAUUUGCUGGAAAGAAAUCCAAACGUUGA
Molecule: messenger RNA, 594 nt
Organism: Kluyveromyces lactis
Lineage: Eukaryota; Fungi; Ascomycota; Saccharomycetes; Saccharomycetales; Saccharomycetaceae
Gene: NOP19
Product: Nop19p
Exons: 1
Coding region: 1-594 (197 amino acids)
Biological process (GO): ribosomal small subunit biogenesis
Cellular component (GO): 90S preribosome
Source: RefSeq, a predicted model, not a curated record